Ipomoea triloba (trilobed morning glory) is the source of this 480-nucleotide messenger RNA. RefSeq lists its product as uncharacterized. The record is from RefSeq and is a predicted model, not a curated record. NCBI's taxonomy places the organism in Eukaryota, Viridiplantae, Streptophyta, Magnoliopsida, Solanales, Convolvulaceae. The transcript has 2 exons. The coding region runs from base 1 to 480 and encodes 159 amino acids.
AUGCGGCAACCACCUGGGUAUGAGGAUCCGGCUCAUCCUGAUAAUGUGUGUCAUCUACAGGGGUUCCCGGCUUCCAAAACGGAUGUAUCUCUUUUUAACUACUCAGUUCAAGAAACCCAUGUUUGUCUCUUGAUAUAUGUCGAUAAUAUAAUCAUGAUGGGUAAUGAUUCAGGGCUAUCGUCCAUAUUUAAAAUCCGAGACUUUGGCACACCCAAUUUCUUUCUUGGCAUCGAGACUCUAUUGAUAGCAGGCGGCAUGCUGCUCUCUCAGCGUAGGUACAUGGAGGACAUUCUACACAGGGCUGGGAUGACUAAUUGCAAGCUGCUAACCACUCCAGCCGCCCUUACACAGACUAUAUCUCCUACGCCAAAGCUAUUUGAGAAUACCACGCAAUACCGGCGUUUAGCUGGUGCCCUGCAGUAUCUCACCAUUACCCCGCCUAACCUCUCAUACGCCAUUAACCGAUUGAAUAUGCACUAA